Colletotrichum abscissum is the source of this 1626-nucleotide messenger RNA. RefSeq names its product SMI1/KNR4 family protein. The record is from RefSeq and is a predicted model, not a curated record. Gene Ontology annotation, cellular component: mating projection tip. Lineage: Eukaryota; Fungi; Ascomycota; Sordariomycetes; Glomerellales; Glomerellaceae. The transcript has 3 exons. Gene Ontology annotation, biological process: fungal-type cell wall beta-glucan biosynthetic process; cell wall biogenesis. The coding region runs from base 1 to 1626 and encodes 541 amino acids.
AUGGCGAACACGUUCGGCUUCGGUGCGGCUAUGCGCUCUCUCUGGCACGAUCUGACCAGCUACGACCGACACUCUACGAUUGACUCUCCUCACCGAACCGGUCGCCACGUUCCUCUGAAUCGCCAGAGCGGCAUCCUUACUUCCGUCGCGACAGCCUCCGAAUCCCGCGCCGAUGUAUCCUCUCCCUUCGCCGACGAUUAUAACAGAUUCUCGCGCGAGAACAGCUACCAGGGCGGUGGCAUGCCCUACACACCAACUAGCCCCAACCCUUCUGCGCCUUAUUCCCCAGGUCUGAGAUCUCAAUCUGCUCGCCGCGAAAGCCAGCACGAUGGCUUUGAGCUACAGAGCCCCGGAGACGUCCCCAUGCAGUCUUUCCAGGACGGCUCACCUCCUCCCCCUCCCGUUUCCCACUCGUGGAAGAAGAUUGACGCAUGGGCUGAAGAGCACUACCCUGAGCUGUGGGACCAGCUCUGCGAGGGAUGUACUGAUAACGAUCUCAACGAACUGGAGCAUCAACUCGACUGCUCCUUGCCCCUUGACGUGAGAGAGUCACUGAUGGUUCACGACGGCCAGGAGCGCCUGGGAAUGCCUACUGGUAUCAUCUUCGGCUCCAUGUUGCUUGAUUGCGAGGAGAUUGUUCAGGAAUGGGAUCAGUGGCGCAAGGUCAACCAGGAAUUCCUCUCCGAAGCGGCGUACCAAAGACCUGCCGCUCUCCCCAAGGCCCUCGGCAGCAGCAACCAGGCAUCGUCUUCCAGAGAACCCGCAUCUCCUGCGGCCGCAAACAAUGGCUCUUGGCGUCAGGACCUCAUUGCUCGCCAGGAUUGCGUGCCUCCCAACGCAGUGCAGCGAUCGUAUGCCCACCCAGCCUGGAUCCCCUUGGUGCGCGAUUGGGGUGGAAACAACCUGGCUGUCGACCUCGCUCCCGGUCCCAGCGGCAAAUGGGGGCAGAUUGUUCUCUUUGGUCGCGACUACGAUACCAAGUAUGUCAUUGCCCGCUCCUGGGCUCACUUCCUCGCCAUGGUCGCGGACGACCUCUCGUCUGGCAAGUGGUUUGUGGAUGAGGAGACCAACGAGCUCAAGUUGCGGGAGUUUAAGGAGACACGUGUUGAGCCUCCCUACUUUGGCAUUCUUCGAUGGCGAAUGGAUCAGAAGUACGGCCGAAGAGCUGCGAAGCGCAGAUCGGUUGCACCUACUAACAGAGCCGGAUCUCCCGCUGGAUCUGGCGCCAACUCUCCGUACACGAGCGCGAGUCCGACAUCAGCCGAGCCUAAUGGCGAACAACGAGGAAGAUCAAUGCAACGACUGGGAGGCACUUCUCCGAUUGCCAGCCCCAUUCGCCCUGGUUAUGGCAAGUCCAGCCCCCUGGCACGAGUGGCCGAGGAAACCCCUCUGCCGGAGCUGCAGACAAACGGCCUCAAGCCAACGAAGCUUGUCGAAGUCGAAACUCCCCGGCCGAGCGAAGAGACCCCCAAGGGCUCCCGCGUGUCGCUACUUUCGCACGUCGAGACUGCGGAGGGCGAAGGAAAGGAGAACGCAAACCCCGCUGGCAAGAUGAAUGGCACCGCCAAAGCCAACGGCAAGCAACCUGAGGUAUCGGAGGAGCCGAUGAAGGAGAUCGAGAUAUAG